AUGAAUGUAUGUAAAAAUUACAAGUUAAAUUUGUUUCUAGUUAUUUGUACAUCUCCAUUUUGCAAUUGCGAAGAGUGUCCCAGUGAUCACCUUUGCAAAGGAAGGUGUGAGUUAGUGGGAAAUUUUAAAAUUUGCAUUUGUAAUCCGGGAGAGACAAAUUGGGAUUGUAAGUUAGAUCUUGAUCUUUGCAACAGAGAUUGUGUCAUUGGAGGCACAGAUAACCAGUGUACGAAGUUGCUGUGUAAUAAGGGUACUUGUAAUAACACUUUAACAUACCCAUUUUACAGUUGCAACUGCGGCCCAUUUUAUACUGGACAAAAUUGUCAAAUCGAGAAUAAUCCUUGUAUACUAAGUAAUGCCAACCCCUGUAGUAAUGGAAGGUGCGAGUUUAUCCACGGAAUAAACAAGGUUAACUGUCACUGCAAUCCGGGGUGGAAAGCUAGAGAUUCUGAAACAAAUUACACAAUAGAUUGGGGGAGUGCCAAGGUUAUAAUUGAUCCCCCUUGCAGUGAACAAGUAUUUUAUGGGAUUUCUAAAAUAGCGCCUCGUUUAUCACAAGGAAAUCGCGUGAUUUGGCAUAUAGUAUUUGGUAUACUUUCUUUAAUUUUCAUUUGGCAAUUUUACAUGUUAUGCAUUAAUAUUGCGACGAUUAAAUCAGAUCGAUCUAAAUCAGAUAGCGCACUAACUACUGCCACAACUGUUGAAUGA
Babesia microti strain RI is the source of this 708-nucleotide messenger RNA. RefSeq names its product EGF-like membrane protein, putative. The coding region runs from base 1 to 708 and encodes 235 amino acids. NCBI's taxonomy places the organism in Eukaryota, Apicomplexa, Aconoidasida, Piroplasmida, Babesiidae. The transcript is spliced from 2 exons. The record is from RefSeq and is a predicted model, not a curated record.